GACCGGCAUGAUGGAGUGCCCAGCCACAGUUCCAGGCUGUCCCAGUUGGGAUCCGUCUCCCAGGGACCCUACUCCAGCGCUCCUCCGCUCUCUCACACCCCAUCCUCGGAUUAUUUCCCCCCCCCCUACCAGCCUCUUCCUUACCACCAAAGCCAGGACCCUUACUCCCAUGUCAAUGACCCCUACUCCCUAAACCCUUUACAUCAACCCCAGCAGCACCCCUGGGGACAGAGGCAGAGGCAAGAGGUGGGAUCAGAAACCGGGUCACUGCUGCCACAGCCUCGGGCCGCCCUGCCCCAGCUCUCGGGACUGGACCCCAGGCGGGACUACCACUCAGUAAGGAGGCCAGAUGUCCUUCUACAUUCAGCUCACCAUGGCCUUGACUCCGGCAUGGGGGACAGCCUUUCUCUGCAUGGCAUCGGACACCCAGGGAUGGAGGAGGUCCAGUCAGUUGAAGAUGCCAAUAACAGCGGUAUGAACUUAUUGGACCAGUCUGUCAUUAAAAAAG
Messenger RNA from Pterocles gutturalis (yellow-throated sandgrouse), 508 nucleotides. RefSeq names its product transcription factor AP-2-beta-like. The record is from RefSeq and is a predicted model, not a curated record. Gene Ontology annotation, biological process: regulation of DNA-templated transcription. Gene Ontology annotation, molecular function: DNA-binding transcription factor activity. Gene Ontology annotation, cellular component: nucleus. Lineage: Eukaryota; Metazoa; Chordata; Aves; Pterocliformes; Pteroclidae.